This is a messenger RNA of Metarhizium acridum CQMa 102, 519 nucleotides long. NCBI's taxonomy places the organism in Eukaryota, Fungi, Ascomycota, Sordariomycetes, Hypocreales, Clavicipitaceae. The record is from RefSeq and is a predicted model, not a curated record.
AUGGACGAGCCCUCGUCCGCGAUCCACACCAUCGUCCACAUCGUCAGAUACAUCGCCGCGGCGCUCUCGCUCCCCCUGCGCCUGGCCUGGAUCCCGCUCUCCUACGUCCUGGCCCUUGUCAGCAACCUCCUCGCCCCGGCGGGCUACAUACUAGGCUACCUAGGCGGAUGGGUAGGCGCCGUCGCCGGGCUCCUCGUCAGCCUGGAGUUUAGCGUGGCAGCAUUCAUAGGCGUCAUCGCGGGCGUCCUCAUGGCCGUCGCAUCCGCCGUGCUGACCACGUACUUCAACAUGCAGGACGAGCCGGAGGACACGUCGUCGCAGGGGCAGCGCGAGGCCCUCGCGCACAGCAAGCAGGUGUACCUGGAGCAGCAGUAUCUCCGACAGGAGCCGCAGGGCUUGGAGCCAGACUGGCACUGGGCCGACACGUCGCAGUCGCAGUCGCAGUCGCCGGCGAGGCUGAGGCGCGUGUCUGGGCUGCAGACGGAGACGAUUCUCGAGGAGGAUGAUUCUGAGGAGUGA